Labrus bergylta (ballan wrasse) is the source of this 7943-nucleotide messenger RNA. Lineage: Eukaryota; Metazoa; Chordata; Actinopteri; Labriformes; Labridae. The record is from RefSeq and is a predicted model, not a curated record.
ACGGAUGUAAACGACAAUGUCCCCGAAUGGAGCAUGGUUCCUGCCCCCUACCUGGCUGUGGUCUCUCCCGACGCUCCUGCAGGUUCGCUGGUCUACAAACUGUACGCUCAGGAUGGGGAUGAAGGCAACAACGGGGAAGUGGAGUACUUCCUGUCUGACGGCGGUGAUGGUCGUUUUGAAGUGGACAGGAAGAGCGGGCAUGUACGGACCACGGGCCUCCCCCUGCAGCGGGACCGGGAGUACCUGCUGACCGUGGUGGCUGCAGACCGGCUGGGCAGCCGCAGCGCCCCCGCCGUCGUCUCUGUGGUGGCAGGAGCCCGGCCGCCGCAGUUCACCAACGCUUCUUUCACCAUAUCCAUCCCAGAAAACACCCCCGAAGGACAGGCCUUCCUGGUCACACCUGCUGUGUCCUUCCAGGAGAAACCGAUCACCUACAGUCUUCUCAUCAAUCCCAGCAGCCUCUUCUCCAUCACUACAGAAACUGGGGAGAUCAGCCUGACCCGCCCCAUCGACUACGAGAGCGACCAGCACCGCUACCUGCUACUGGUGCGAGCCAGCGAGGGCCUGGACAGCAUGAGCAGCGCUGCCGAGGUUCGGGUGAUUAUCAUCGAUGAAAACGACUGCGUGCCGGAGUUCCUCCAGUCCAUCUACAGCAAAGAUGGUGUGCCCGAGACCGUGACGACCGCGACCUCCCUGCUGCAAGUAUCGGCCAGUGACUGUGACUCCGAGGAGAACGCUGAGUUAACCUACUACACCCUGAGUCAAGACUUCACCAUUUCUCCUCAUGGGACCAUUUUCCCCGUUGGGCCUCUGGACUACGAGAGGCCGAACCACCUGUACGAGUUUGUGGUGAUGGCGGUUGAUAAGGGGGAGGUCCCUCGCACCGGCACGACUACAGUACGGAUACGAAUGGCUAACGUCAACGACGAGGCGCCCGAGUUCUCCCAACACAUAUAUCGGACGUUUGUCUCGGAGGACGCAGGACCGAACACUCUCGUUGCCACGGUGCUGGCGAAGGAUCCUGACGGGGACGGGAUCACGUACAAGAUCACGACUGGAAACGAAGAGGGAAACUUUGUCAUCGACAGCCAGAAAGGUCUGAUCCGCCUGCGCUCCAGCCCUCCCCCGUACCUCCAGGGCGUCGAGUAUGUCCUCAAUGUAACAGCGACGGAUGACAACGCCUCGGGCGGACCUCAGGCCUUGUCAUCCACGGCGCAGGUCAUAGUGGGAGUGGACGAUGUGAAUAACAACAAGCCUGUCUUCGAGAAGUGUCAGCAGUACAGAGAGAGCACGUCGGUCCUUGAGAACCAGCCGGCGGGGACGUUUGUUCUGCAGGUCCAUGCUGUGGAUGCUGACGAGGGCUCCAAUGGAAGGGUCACAUACGGCUUCAUGCACAAAGACUCGACUGUGCCUGCGUUCAGCAUUCACCCAGACACCGGAGUAAUUGUGACAGCCAGGAAGUUUGACCGAGAACGCCAACGGGAGUACGCAGUGACGGUGACCGCCACCGACCAGGCAGCUGACCCCCUGAUUGGAAUUUGUCAGCUCACCAUCCUCAUCCUGGACCAGAACGACAACAGUCCAAAGUUUGAGAACAUCCGAUACGAGUACUUCCUUCGGGAGGAUACAAUGAUCGGGACUAGUUUCUUGCGUGUGGCAGCUCACGAUGAUGAUUUCGGCACCAAUGCAGCGAUCACCUACUCCAUGUCCAGUGAACAGCCUGAGUACCUGAGGGUCAACCCUUUGACCGGCUGGGUGUACGUCAACCAGCCCAUAUCUCAGAGGACCUACAUCACCAGGGAUAUUGUGGCUACAGACGGAGGGAACAGGAGCAGCUCGGUGGAGCUCGCUGUCACCAUCACCAAUGUGAAGAAUCAGCCUCCUCAGUGGGACAAGGACAGCUACAGCGUGGUCAUCCCGGAAAACACCGUCAGAGACACUCCCAUCGUGACCAUCAAAGCCACCUCCCCACUCGGGGACCCCAGGGUAACCUACAACCUGGAGGACGGUAUGGUCCCAGAAACCAACAUGCCAGUUCGCUUCUAUUUGACCCCAAACCGAGAGGACGGUUCAGCCUCCAUCCUGGUGGCAGAGCCCCUGGACUACGAGACCACCAGGAACUUCAUGCUGCGGGUUCGAGCGCAGAAUGUGGCCGCUGUACCGCUGGCUGCCUUCACUACGGUCUAUAUCAAUGUCACAGAUGUAAAUGACAACGUCCCGUUUUUCACCUCCUCCAUCUACGAGGCGUCCGUCACUGAAGGGGCAGAAUCAGGAACUUUGGUUUUCCAGGUUUCGGCCAAUGACCUGGACCUGGGUCUCAACGGCAAGAUCUCCUACUCCCUGCUGGAGGAUCGCAGUGGUGACCACCAGUAUUUCCGGAUCGACCCAGAGCUGGGAUUUAUCUACUCACAGACGGUGUUUGACCGAGAGACCAAAAGCUCGUACCUGUUGGAGGUUCAGUCUGUGGACGGGAGGGAGUCAUCGCGGCCCGGCAAACAUGGACAACCCAACUCCGACACGGCAUAUGUUCGGGUUUUUAUCAGCGACGUGAACGAUAACAAGCCGUUCGCGACGGCGUCCUAUGAAGUCGACGUGGGAGACGCAGACGUGGGCUUCGCCAUUCUCACCGUCAGCGCCAUCGACGGGGACGAAGGUGGAAAUGCAAAGCUGCGCUACCAGAUCACAUCAGGCAACACGGGAGGGGUGUUUGAUGUGGAACCAGAGGUGGGCACCAUCUUCAUCGCCCAGCCUUUGGACUACGAGCAAAACAAAAGGUACAAGCUUCAUGUCCUGGCAUCAGAUGGAAAGUGGGAGGAUUACACGACAGUGACGGUCAACGUGGUCAACAAGAACGACGAGGCUCCCGUGUUUACUGUGAACGAGUACUACGGCAGUGUAACAGAAGAGCUGGACGGCUCGCCGGUCUUUGUGUUACAGGUAACCGCUUCCGACCCGGAUAAGGACGCCGAUCAGGAGGCGCUGCGUUACUCCCUGCACGGCCAGGGUGCAGAGAGCGAGUUUAUUAUUGAUGAGGUCACGGGGAAGAUCUACGCCCAGAGGACGCUGGACCGCGAGGAGCGAGCCGUGUGGCGUUUUGUCGUCUUGGCCACGGACGAGGGCGGGGAAGGUCUCACCGGCUUCACGGACGUCAUCAUCAACGUUUGGGACAUCAACGACAAUGCGCCCGUCUUCACCUGCGCCCCCAGCUGCCACGGAGACGUAGCCGAGAACUCCGUGGUCGGGACGUCUGUGAUGGAGAUGACGGCCACCGACCUGGACGACUCGGCGGUGGGGCAGAACGCCGUGCUCUCGUACAGGAUUCUAGGUAGUUUGGACGCCGCCGACCUCGAGGCGGGAGGCGUGCCUACCUUCUCGGAGAUGUUCACCAUCAACCCCACCACGGGGACCAUCACCGUGGCAAUGAGCGGCCUGGACAGGGAGCAGGUGGAGUCGUACCUGCUGGUCGUGGAGGCCAGGGAUGGAGGAGGGAUGACAGGAACUGGGACUGCCACCAUUAAAAUCAAAGAUGUGAACGAUCAUGCUCCGAGGUUCAUCGACCACUCCUGUGUGGCGAGGAUCUCUGAGAACGCAGAACCCAAUGCGCAGGUCCUGGAGCUGGCUGCAGAAGACAGAGACACCGGGGAAAACGCCCAGCUGACCUUCAGCGUUGUCGCCGGAGACCAGGAGCAGAAGUUCUACAUGGUCAGUCACAAGCAGGAGCAACGUGGCACCCUGAGGCUCAAGAAACGCCUGGACUACGAACGACACAGCGAGCAGCGGUUCAAUCUCACACUGAAGGUUGAAGACCUGGACUUCUCCAGUCUCCUGCACUGUGUGGUAGAGGUGGAGGACUACAAUGACCACGCUCCCGUCUUCAUCCCGCACUUCCUGUCUCUGGCCCCACUACCUGAGGACAUCAACGUGGGAACCAGUGUGGCACGUCUCGUCGCCAGCGACUCUGACUCAGGCCAGAACCGUGAAAUCACCUACAGCCUGUCGGAGGACUCGGAUCCCGAGGGGCUGUUCACCAUCAACCAGUCCGGUCUGCUCUCUGUGGCCCGGCCUCUGGAUCGGGAGAGGGUGGCGCAGCAUCACUUGGUCGUCAUAGCAACCGAUAACGGGGUUCCACCUCUAACGGGCAGUGCCACAGUCCAGCUGCCUCUGCUGGAUGUAAAUGAUAACGGGCCAGAGUUUGAAGCGUCAUACUCGCCGGUCGUGUUUGAGAACGUGGCGGGACCACAGGUAGUAAGGAUGAACCAAACGUCCACCCUCCUCCGAGCUGUGGACCGGGACUCUCCAGAGAACGGCCCGCCCUUCCACUUCACUGUCCCCUCCGAGUAUCGCCACAGCAAUGAUUUCUACCUCCAGGACAACCUCAACGGCACGGCGACACUGACGGCUCUGAGGACGUUUGACCGAGAGCGCCAGAAGGAGUUCCUCAUCCCGAUUAUUAUGAGCGACAGCGGACAACCAGCCAAAACUGUGACCAGCACGCUGACAGUGACCAUCGGGGACCAGAACGAUCACGCACAUGUGGCGGGGGAGAAGAAGAUUUUCAUCAAUAGUCACAGAGGCCGUAUGCCAACAACCGUCCUGGGUAAAGUUUACUCUCCUGACCCUGAUGACUGGGACAACAAGACAUAUGUCUUUGAGGGACAUGUGCCAAGCUACUUCAUCCUGAACAAGCGAACUGGCUUCCUGAUCAUCAAGGAGAACGCUCCACCCGGCACCUAUCAGUUCCAGGUGCGCGUGUCCGAUGAAGUGUGGCCAGACGCCGUCUCUGCUGUGACCGUGCAUGUGAGGGAGCUGCGAGACGAGGCCAUCUACAACUCCGGCUCCGUCCGCCUGGCAGACAUCACAGCCAAGGAGUUCAUUGAACUGAGAGGAAAGCAGCGGAGUCGCUACGAGCUGUUGGUGGACUUCCUCUCCGAGAUGCUCUCCGUUCCCCCGGAUGAUGUCAACAUCUUUAGCCUGUUGGACGCCAAGGAGCGAACGCUGGAUGUUCGUUUCGCCGUGUACGGUGGCCCCUCCUUCCUGCGGCCAGAGAAAAUGCACGGUUAUCUGGCCGCACACAAACAGAAGCUCCAGUCGUUCCUGCAGGUCAGCGUAGUCCAGAUCCGGGUGGACGAGUGUCCCGGUUCGGAGUGUGCCGGGGCCGGAGGCUGCACCAGUGUUCUGAACGUGCGGGACACGCCCACAGUGGUGGAUUGUGGGACCAUGAGUCUUGUGUCUGUGACGGUGGAAUCCACAGCUGUGUGCUCCUGUCCGGGCAGAGAGCAGUCCCACCAGCCCUGCAGUGCAUAUCCCAGAAACCCCUGCUUCAAUGGAGGCAUGUGUGUGGACACUCAGCACGGCUACAGGUGCCAAUGCCCAGCGCAGUACGAGGGGCCCGAGUGCCAGCAGAACAAGCACAGUUUCCAAGGCAACGGAUAUGCCUGGUUCCCUCCCAUGAUGCCUUGCUUUGAGAGUCACGUGUCCCUGGAGUUCAUCACGGACGUGGCUGACGGACUGCUGCUGUACAGCGGCCCCUUGGCCCAGCUGCAGGCCUGGGACCAUGAGGACUUCAUAGCCAUAGAGCUCAUAGACGGGACCCCCACCUUGAAAAUCAACCACGGCUCGGGCACAGUGGUGCUACAGUUGCCAGGCAACGUGAACGUGGCAGACAGGCGGUGGCACCGGCUGGAUGUCCGCAGCAACAGCAAGGAGGUGCGGUUCACUCUGGAUCGCUGUUCAGGAGCAGCAGUGAUGGAGAUGGAGGGACUGGGCAGCUGGCUGACCACAGAAGACCACUCAUCCUGCGAGGUGACGGGCGUCACACCCAACACUGACAGACACCUGAACAUGAGCCACGUGCUCCAGCUCGGCGGGGUGAACGAGGACAUCCCGUACAUCUACCCUCAGCUUCAGCACAAACACUUCACCGGCUGCAUCCGCAACCUCAUCGUGGACAGCAAGCUGUAUGAUUUGGGCUCCCCGGCCGACUCUCAAUCCAGCUCUCCGGGCUGCCUGACCACUGACAGCAGCUGUGUCAACAUGGGCUAUCCGUCCUGUGGCCACCGAGGUCGCUGUCACGGCGAGUGGGGCUCCUUCAGCUGCCAGUGUGUGCCGGGAUACACGGGACACCAGUGUGACGAGGAGGUCCCAGAGUAUUCCUUCGACGGCCACAGUCACGUGCAUUUCCAGUUGGCGUCCCCGCUGUCGGCCCGGAGGACAUGGGUUCAAGUCCUGGUUCGAACCCGCAAACACAGCAGCACCAUCCUGAACAUGAUCUCAAAGGAGCAGAGCGAAUACAUUCGACUGGAGGUCUUCCAGGGCCUCCUCUGUGUUUUCUUCAACCUUGGCGACGGGGACUACAACCUGACCCUGCCUGCUUAUCGCCUCGACAACGGUGAAUGGCACGAGGUGUUGCUGGAUCGGCAUGACAACGAGCUGACGCUGCGGCUGGACGGCGGCGGAGGGCAGAGGGAGGUCACGGGAAUGAGAGGCCGCAGCAGAGAAAUCAUCAUUGACCCGACUGUCGUGAUGCUGGGAAACAGCUUCCCGUCUGGAGUCAACAAGAGCUUUCAGGGCUGCAUGAGGGAUUUACGCCUCAAUGGUCGCUACAUGCCGCUGGACAGCCAGCCCCGAGAUGGGGUUUCCCAGGUCAGCAUGCAAGGUCUCUCCCCUGGGUGCUCGUCUGACUCCUGCAAAAGGAACCAAUGUAGCGCCCCCUUCACCUGCGUGGACCUGUGGAGGGUACACGAGUGCAGGUGUCCUCCUGGCCACAUGGUCCGUGUGAACGGGACGAAGAAGUCCUGCGUCUACACCCUCUGUGCCACGCGUCCUUGUCACCGGGGAACCUGUGUGGCACAGUCACCGUCCAAAUUCACCUGCCACUGCCCGGAGGGUUACAGAGGACGCCACUGUGAGACGACGCUGGCCAUCUACAGAGACGACGUGGGCUUGAGCUUCAGCUCCCUCUUUGCCAUCUGUAUUUGCUUCAUGGCCUUACUAGUGCUGCUGCUGGGCAUUUUCCUCUACACGCGCUGGAGGAGCUACAAAGGGCUGAAGGAGGGAGUCUACCACGUGUCGGCCCACCAUGACGGCUGGGAGGAUAUCAGGGAGAACGUCCUCAACUAUGACGAGGAGGGAGGAGGGGAGGAGGACCAGAAUGCGUACGACAUGGCGGAGCUGCAGAAGUCCCUCCAGCCGAGCCCGGCCCAGUCGGUGCAGUACUGCCGCUCCAGAGCCCUGCACCACCCUCCACCCCCUCCACACCACCACCACCACCACCACCUCCUGCACCAGGCCCACCCCGCCCCGCCCUCCACCCAACCGCUGGAAUCCCUCAGCCGGACCACCAGCUCCACCACUCUGCCCCCUUCAGCCGCCUCCACCUCCUCCACCGGCACCACCGGCCUGCGCAGAGACGUGCCCCCCACCCGACUCCCCGCCCAGGGCCAGGCCCGCCCCUCCCAGCUGGCCCGGCGCUCCCUCUCCUUCUCCAGCCAGGACCUCGCCCGCUACCUGUGCGAGAUCAUCCGCGAUGCGGACCAGCAUCCGGACACGGGACCUUUCGACUCCCUGCAGGUCUUCUCCACCGAGGGAGGGGGCUCGCCCGCCGGCUCCCUCAGCUCCUUCAGCUCAGCGGGGCUGGACGGAGGGAGCGGCGCAGACGGAGGAGGAGGCGGAGGAGAGGGGAGAAGGGAGGAGACGCUGGGGGAGUGGGGCCCUCGCUUUGAAAAGCUGCGGGCGUUGUACGAGCGAGCGGAGGCGAGCGACCUCUGAGCUCAGACGCUCACAGACUCAUGGGACCCUUAAAAAACGGGGCCGACCCCCCGAACAAUCAAUUAGCAGACGCUCGACGAUGACAGCGAGAGAGUGAGUGACAGACAGACUCGCUCAGCUCCCCCUCGACCUGACACAGGAUGUGUUGUAUUUACUGGAUGAUGAGCGCCGUCAAU